ACCGCCCGCGUGGCCCCGUUCCCACGGCAACCGCCGAGCGGCCACCGGCUCGGGAAGAUGUCCGCCGAGGGCCGGCGCUGUGCUGCGGGCUUCGCUUUCCGCUCUCUGCCCCAGAAAGUUUUCCCAUGCCUGGAGGACAGGGACAUCCGCGACCGACUCCUCAAAUGGUCCAUGCACGGCGGGAUCACAGUACAAGCGUUUAGUUUUGACCAGCAGUUUAAGCCCUAUCAAAAGGAUGAAUUUGUUACGGCAUUUUUUACUGAUCAAAAUGUGAACUCCAGUUUAAAGUUGCUCUCAGCUUCAGGACAAUGGACUACAUUGGAUUCCAAAGUGAGAAGAGUUGAAGCUACAGUGGUGCCCUGUACACAGAUUUCCAUGGCAUUUUUUGACCGGCUAUACUCUGAAGGAGUUGUUAGAGAAACUGGAUAUAUUGUGAAAUGUUAUGAUGACUAUUAUGAUGAUAUUCUCAUUGCAGAUGAAUUAAGAAAGGUCUUACUUGUGGAAGACUCAGACCAUUAUGACUCAUUCAGUCAACUGGAUCGCAAGGAAUUUCUGUUCUGUCUUUUUAAGCAUCUUUGCAUUGGAGGAACUCUUUGCCAAUUUGAAGAUGUAAUUGGUCCAUACUUAGAAACUACAAAAGCUUUAUAUAAAGACCUGGUGAGUGUUCAAAAGAAUCCUGAAACAAAAGAAAUACAUGUUGUUUCUACAGUCUUCAGAGUGUCUGCAUAUGAUGACAAAGGCCUAUGUUAUCCUUCAAGCAAAAGCCACGAACAGACUUUUGCCUACUUGAUUGUGGACCCCUGCAAGCAACAUGUGCAUAUCCUGUAUCAUUGUUUUGGUGCAGGCUUAUUCAGUAACUAGUUACAAAUCUGACUGUUUCAUAAUGAAAGUGGCCUUCUCCGCAUGAAUUCAGGUAGAAAUUGCCUAUUUCUUAGGAAAAAAAGAACAAAAUGUGCUCUUUGAUUACCUACUCUGUAUGACUAUGCGUUCAUAUAGAUGUUACAAAGUGGUGACAGAAAUUUUUCAGUCUUUAAAAUGCACAAUUCUUGAAGCAGUUUUUCUGAGAGUUUUGUCUCCCCUCAAACUUUUUAUCUAGAAUCAUAGAAUCAGUCAGGAUUGGAAGGGACCACAAGGAUCAUCUAGUUCCAACCCCCCUGCCAUGGGCAGGGACACACUACCCGACAUCAGGCUAAUAAAAGGUGUUUCUCUA
This is a messenger RNA of Pogoniulus pusillus (Red-fronted tinkerbird), 1210 nucleotides long. RefSeq names its product cilia and flagella associated protein 300 (gene CFAP300). The coding region runs from base 58 to 861 and encodes 267 amino acids. The record is from RefSeq and is a predicted model, not a curated record. The transcript is spliced from 7 exons. Lineage: Eukaryota; Metazoa; Chordata; Aves; Piciformes; Lybiidae.